GACCUUUAGUGCUGUAAACUCUCAAUACUACUGUUUCAAAGGUAGCAUUUCGUCAUUAGAAGUAUAAGUUACAUUUGAUAACAACCAUCAAGAUAUCGGGUUUUCAUCCGCAUGCCCUAUUUAAUAUCCUAAAGGACUGUGAACAUUGAGAUGGUGGAAAAUCUGUUGCUAUCUGUUCAGCCCAGUCGAUGUCUGGUGGACGAGAGGAUUCAGAUUGUCAUAGAUAAUUUAUUGCCAAACCAGGCAGCAACGCUGCACUCUUUACAUCAAUCUGAGGACAAGGACUUCUGGGAGGCGUUUGGACAUUAUAUCAGUGAUGAAUAUGGAACAGUGACAGUGGCCCAAGAUGAAUGUUUGGGGGGCACUUAUGAAGGGACAGAGCCAAUGGGUUUGCUGUGGAGCAUGAGGCCUGUACCGGGAAGUCGAAGUGGACUCAGGUUACGCAAGAUGGAUGUACUUUCACCGAUGGUAGUUCAUAUUUCAGUAUAUAGCGGUCAUGUGUCUCAAGGCUUCGCCAAGCAACCAGCAUUGGCAACCAGUGUCACAGAGCGCUGGUACAUGGCACCAGGUGUGCAGAGGGUGAAUGUCAGAGAAAAAGGAGUACGAGGAACAUUAUUCCUUCCUCCAGGACCAGGACCUUACCCAGGAGUGCUGGACUUGUGGGGAGGAGGUGGUGGUUUAGUUGAGUAUCGCUCAGCCCUGCUUGCAUCUCAUGGCUUUGCCUCGCUGGCACUAGAGUACUUGGCUACCGACGAGCGGAGCACCGCAGAUGUUGACUUGUCAUACUUUGAGAAAGCAUAUCUAAUCCUGCAGAAUCAUCCAAAGGUACAAAGAGAACGACUGGCUAUGCUUGGACUAUCAUUUGGAUCUGCAAUCACACUCAGUAUGGCAGCCUACUCAGAAAUCAUCAAGCCCCAGUGCUGUAUAUGUAUCAGUGCAAGUCAUGGGAUUCCUGUCGAUAAAUCUCUUUCUGGAAUAUUGGAGGAGAUUAUAAAGAAUAAAUUUAAGAUACGUAUGAAUGAGGUUAACCAGAUAAUCUACAGAGACAUGCUCUUGCUGAUUCCCUCAGAUACAAGUCUCAAAGUAGACGUUGGGAGAAUAAAAUGUCCACUUCUGUUGGUGAACGCUGGUGAUGAUCAGAACUGGCCUUCGGUUGAAUCUGCUGAUGAUAUUAAAAAGAUGAUGGCAAAAGCAGGAAAUCUUAACUUGUUGGAAGUCCUGAUGUAUCCUGGUGCGGGUCAUCUGAUCGAACCUCCUUACACACCUCACUCUCGUGCCAGUAACUUUACUUUUCGAGGGAGUGAGAAGGUUGUCAUGCUGUGGGGUGGACAGACGAAACCGCAUGCAUAUGCACAAGAGGAUGCGUGGAAAAGAAUUUUAGCAUUUCUGAGUCAACACCUAUAUUCAAGCUUAAAUCAUGCAGUUAAAGCCAGACUUUAGUUGUGACAUUACAACACUGUCCGAUGCAUCUAAAUGAACAUACUGUAUUCAUGUUGAGUGUAAUUUUCAGAACUAGGAUUUAAAGAAAUCAACAAAUCAAUGUACACAGUAAAGCACUAAUUUUGUACUGCUGUUAAUGCAUUUUAAUAUAUGCAUACAAGUAUUUGGAAAUGAUUGAAGCAUUGUGCGCACACACAAACAAAUAUGUAGGCUAUAGCGUUCUGCAGCAUACAUUAAUGAGUAAAUAGACAAAGAAAUGUCAUGCAGAUGGUGAUCAAUUUAAAAGCUUGUCCACAACGGGAUGAUAAUCGCUCGUGUUUAUUGUCGACAUUUAACGCCUCAUGACUAAACAAAGGGGGCCAAUGUGUGCAUUCCGGGGUCAAAAGAUUCAUUUUAGUAUAUUGCAACAGUAGCUCCCUGCGAUUACCGCAUUUUGGGGUGAAAGCAACCCGGCUUUUUGCUAUCGCAAUGCCAAUAUUGGUUGCUUUGUUAAAAAACAUUAAAGCUCAAUUUCAACCUGAAUGAUAAUAAAACAUGACAAAAAAGCCUUGGCUCGUUGGAAACCAUGUAGGUUAUAAAGCAUCUUCACCCCAAAAUGGCGGCCGCACGGUUUCCCUAAAAUACCCCCACUUGCGGUCACUUAAGCGCUUGACUACUUUAAUGACGUAUUUCAUGUUUUUGGCCCAAAUGAGCUAGUGGCCGUGAAGAUCCAGAGAAAGCAUGUAUUUCUAAGCGGAUGGGACACACUUAACAAGUAGAAACAUGUUACGUUACGAUAGAACUGGAUAGAAACAUACACUUGUUUCUUGUUUAUUUCAUUUUAAUAUUCUAUUUCAUUUAUCACAUUUAUUACAAUAUUCAUCAUAUGUAUUCAUUCCUUUAUUUUAUUAUUCACUUCUAUUCAUAUUAUUUGCUCCUUACUUUCCUGUUGUUUAACCUCAUUGGGAGAUGUUAUUGUGUUUUAUGCUGAUAUGAGUAUCCGUUGGUCUCCAUCUCAAGGUCCAUAAUAAUGUCAUGAGACAAUGUUUUGAUACUGUUAUCUUGAAUGGUUAAAAACACAUAUUGAAUCUGUUUCUAGUCAGACGAAGUUUGGCAGAGCUUGACUGAGAAUCAACGCAUACCUGAAAUUAUUCAAUAAAUCAUUUGUCUGUCUAUUUAACAUCA
Triplophysa dalaica is the source of this 2604-nucleotide messenger RNA. Its product is annotated as acyl-coenzyme A thioesterase 1-like. Gene Ontology annotation, molecular function: fatty acyl-CoA hydrolase activity. Gene Ontology annotation, biological process: fatty acid metabolic process; acyl-CoA metabolic process. Bases 151 to 1440 code for a protein of 429 amino acids. The record is from RefSeq and is a predicted model, not a curated record. The transcript is spliced from 11 exons. Lineage: Eukaryota; Metazoa; Chordata; Actinopteri; Cypriniformes; Nemacheilidae.